Prunus armeniaca (apricot) is the source of this 285-nucleotide messenger RNA. The record is from the annotation of a GenBank genome assembly. Lineage: Eukaryota; Viridiplantae; Streptophyta; Magnoliopsida; Rosales; Rosaceae.
AUGCUGCAGAAUUGCAAUGACGAUGUUAAGGAUGGGAUACUGAGAGUGGUGCAAAUAGGACUUCUAUGCACCCAAGAGAGUCCCUCUUUACGACCCACAAUGUCAAAGGCACUGCAGAUGCUAACAAAGAAGGAGAAGCACCUUCCUGCACCCGCCAAUCCACCUUUUAUAGAUGAAAAGACCAUGGAACUGAAUGACACCGGCGACGACCCGGGUUACCCUCUAAAUGCAGAUGGUGCUUCUUCAGUUGCUAAUGUUUCACAUAGUUCUUUCUAUCCCAGGUGA